This is a messenger RNA of Gryllus bimaculatus (two-spotted cricket), 2104 nucleotides long. Lineage: Eukaryota; Metazoa; Arthropoda; Insecta; Orthoptera; Gryllidae. The record is from the annotation of a GenBank genome assembly.
AUGUUCGCGCCGCACCGUCUCCGAAACCGUCGACGACCCCUGCGUCGCCCGCCGCCUUCGCCGCCCCCGCCGUCGCCCGCCGCCGCCAUGCCCAGAGCCGUCAUGCCGGCCGUCAAGCCGUACGCCUACCUGGCCUUCAACACGCACCACGGGGACGCCGGCCUGGCGCUGGCCGUGCCGUCGUGCGCCGUGUCCGCCGGCGUGCUGGCCUUCACCUUGCUGCUGGCGGAGAUCGCGCGCCGCCUGGUGAACCGCAUCACCGAGCAGGGGUCGCUGCUGUCGCAGCUGCUGCACGAAGUGGUGGCGGCGGGCGAGCUGUGCGCCUGCUGCUUCGAACUCUGCGUCAUCGCAGACAACUACGGCGUCUGGGUGUACGCGGUGUGUCUGUGGGCGCUGACGGUGUGGUGGGGCACGCGCUGGGGGUCCGCCACUGCUUGCCCCUACAUCCACUACGAGGAUGUGGUGGAGGGCAACACAGACGUGGUGACGGCGCUGCUCAAGACGGCGGCGCAGCUGGGAGGAGGCUUCGCCAUCUACAAUUACAUUCAGUACAUCUGGGAACUGGAACUGGCAGAGACACACAUCGACAAAGCUGAUGAAGACUGUGUUGCAGAUCUUCAUGUCACAAUGUUCCAAGGAGCAGGAAUUGAAGGGGCGGCAACUUGUGUGGCUCGAGUCGCAUCUCGCAUUAUCAGUCAACGUGAAAUACCCCUUGGCAAUUAUAUUGAUGCCUUUGUAGGAACAUCAAUGGUCAUUGCAGCUUUUGACCUGACUGGUGGAUACUUAAAUCCUAUCUUAGCAUCAUCUUUGAAAUAUGACUGUGAAGGUAACACAUUUGAAGAGCAUGUUAUUGUAUACUGGGUUGGAGCUACACUGGGAGCCAUUGCAUCCAUCUACUUGGCCAAUCACCCAACCAUUCAGAAACUCCUGGGCAAACCUAAGGCUGACUGAAUAGAGACAUUACCAAAUUCUACAUUUCCAACUUGCAAUUCUACAUUAAAGCCCAGAUACAAAUUUGUUUAGGUCAUGUUUAACUCACAAGUUUUCUGCACUAAAAUUUUCUGUUCCUAUUUAUUGUGCAACAGACUGGUUCCCAUCCAACCUUCUAUUAUAUCAACAAUGUACCCUGUUUCCCAUCAUACAACUUGAUUUUGUUUUUAAGUAUUACAUUAUCUGGGCAUCAAAGAAGACACUACCUUAACCGAGAUCUACUAGGUUCUCUGCCCAAAAUACCUGUGAUCAAGUUCCAGAUGAACUACAUGCUAGCACUGCCAUCUUUUGAGUAAGCCUAUAGAAAUGCUUCCCCCAAGUGCUUGUGCAGUGCCUUAUGAAGCAAUUUUACUAUUUUCACAAUAUUACAGUGUGUAAUGAUACAGAAUAUGUGCUCCACGCAGGGAUUUCAAUAACGAACUCUCAUGCAAUUCAAGAUGAAGACUGACAUAAACAAAAUUGAGUAAGCAUUAGUGUUUCAUAAUUGCCUGCUCUGCACUGCACACUGCAUUGUAAAUAUGAAAAUAAUUUGCUAUUAAAAUAGGUCACAAGAAUAAAAUUUUGAAACUAUAAAUUAUCAAACAAGAAAUAGGACAUGGGACCAUGAGACAUGAAUAUAGAGUUGUAUGUCCAUUUCAAAACAUUUCCUUUGUGUGGUUAUUGCUCACGCUGACUUACUUAAUGUUUUCAAGUGUAUGUGUGCAUUUAUGCAACAGUUACUGAAUGCUGAAAAAGAAAAAGGUUCAUAUUCCUUCUUUUCUCAAGAAGUGCCUGAAUCACUGACCAACAACUAGUGUACAUAAGGCCCUCAAUUCAAUUUUGUAUUGAAACCAAUAGUAUAUAAAACUCUUUUAAUAUUCUAGUCAUGUUGCUGUAAGUUAAUUUGUAAAACAUGAAAAAAGUUUGUUAAUGUGAAAGAUUACUGUUGCAGUUGUAGCUUAUCAGGUCACCCAUAAAUGUAAUAAAAAUAAUUUGAAAUUGUAUCGAUUUUUUAUUAACCUCAAUUUAAAUCCUCUAAUAUUUUAUCAUAAUGCCAACCUAAUAAACUUAUUGUUGAAAAGCACUUAGUCCAGCUGUCAUCCAUAGGUAUAAGGAAAUUAACAAUGUUAAAAAA